Gadus chalcogrammus (walleye pollock) is the source of this 2212-nucleotide messenger RNA. RefSeq names its product vascular endothelial growth factor Ba (gene vegfba). Gene Ontology annotation, cellular component: membrane. The record is from RefSeq and is a predicted model, not a curated record. Gene Ontology annotation, molecular function: growth factor activity; chemoattractant activity; heparin binding. Gene Ontology annotation, biological process: sprouting angiogenesis; positive regulation of protein phosphorylation; positive regulation of endothelial cell proliferation. The transcript is spliced from 8 exons. Lineage: Eukaryota; Metazoa; Chordata; Actinopteri; Gadiformes; Gadidae. The coding region runs from base 1442 to 2212 and encodes 256 amino acids.
CACACACACACACACACACACACACACACACACACACACACACACACACACACACACACACACACACACACAGAGAGAGCAACAGACUAGUCUUGAUGGGUUCAUUCACAUGUUCGGGGCUAGGAGCUUGCAUUUUCAAAUAUUCUGAUUAAUUAUGGAUCUCCCCUGAAACUCUGGUAAGAUAAUUGAGUUAUGAAUCGAAUAGUAAAUUGAAUAGCCUAUACGAAAAUAGCCUACUAUCUAGGCUUGGAUAAAGCGCACGAGUGCUGCCGUGGUUAAGAACGCUCCAUUGAUCUUUACCUAUCCGCUACUGGUAAUAAAGAGCGGCGUGUACAGACGGAGUGACGCGGUCAAUAAUUGACCGGCUGAUCGGCAGAUUGAAAGGAGGUCCUGGAGGGAGACGGCACCUGUAAGCAGCGCACCGCCGGCAGUGCGCCUGUCCCAUUUUGAAAAAAGUUGGCAGUGCAAUGGUUACGCGGAGUGCCAUUCGUGAUUGUGUUCUCAAGGGCAAACGAAACGAGGAAACCGAUGGCAACAACAAAUGAAGACUCCUACUUUGCCAACCUCUCCCUCUCGUUACACCUCGUGGCUUUUGCGCGACGUCAGCGAGGCCAGAUGAUCACCAGCCUGGUUACAUUGGGAGGAUAAAACUGCGAAGAUGCGCAUCGUGUGGAUACGACAUCUUUUCACACGCGUCGGGUGCACGGUGACCGAGCCUAGGCAUGGGCUGUGCGCCGCCGUCUCCGUCAUUCAUACUGCUGCACCGUUUGUGAGCCACCGUCCAAAGAGUGGAGCGGUUCUUUACAGCGAGGAUUUAGGAUAACGCCACGAUUGAAUUGGACUCUACUUGGGAGAUGUGACCGCCCCACCGGAAUCCUGAUUCUGACCAAUAGACUCGCGUGGUCGGUUUGUUAUUCCUGCCCGGCGUUUGAAUUAUAUCAGCCGGAUAGGAAGGAAGACUUAAAGUUCACUUAAGUAUUGAUGGAUUAUGGAUUUAUCAUGGAUGCAUCCCAUUGCCAGAUCUCACAUAGUUUAUCCAUAAGGUAAGCCAUAAUAGUAGGGAUAUACAUUGGUCUUUUUAGAAAUCAAUCAAGCAAUAGGCUGAAAUUACAAUGGAAAGGCUACUUUAGGCUAGACAUAGGGGCAUAGCCCAAAUAGACCCACAUCUAUAACGCUUUUAUAGAUGUAUUCCGUGACACUGAAAGCAGGAAAGCCUUUAUGGAGCUGGAAUAAAGAUCCUAUGUGUUGUCUGCUGUGAUAAACUUUGUAACGCUGAGGAUGCCGACGCGGGCGUCCCGUCAAUGAGAGGAAGGCGGGGGGAUACAGCGUGGAUCGUCUGCGUACUCUACCGGUCCCUGAAGACCCGGAGCCCGGCGUGAAUCACCUUCGGGAUUGCCCCCCCCCCCCCCCAAUUUCUGCCUGCCUUCGGGACCACAACACAAUGAGGAUUAUGCUUCAAGUUAUUCUAGGAAUGUUUCAAUUCCUGCUCCUCACCAGACUCCCCGUGUCCCAAGCCAAGCUCGCACACUGGCGGCCUGCUGACUCCCCCAGGUCCCGAGAGGCUCGAGAAGUCCGCCGCUGGAUGGAGGUGUACUCCCGCAGCGGGUGCGAGCCACGGGACACCCUGGUGGAGGUGUGGCGGGAGUUGCCGGGGGAGACGCACCACCUCUUCGUUCCCGCCUGCGUGUCGGUGCGGCGGUGCGGCGGAUGCUGCUCUGACGAGGGGAUGGCGUGCGUGCCGUCGCUCACGCACACGCUCACCAUGGAGUUGAUGAGGACCUCCUUCAUGAAGCACGACCUUGUGGAACUGCCCUUCGUUGAGCACAGCCAGUGUGAGUGCAGACCCAAAGAAGAUGCCCGGCUUCCAACACAUACUACGAGGCCUCUUCUCAAGCCGGCAAGGAAAGGCCGGAAGAAGGAGAGAGGCAAAUCCAAACGGAGACCAGUGGAAAACCCCAUCAGAACGACCGUCGUGGUUCCCAGCCCUGCUCCGCCCUCCCUGCCUCCUCCCCCGACCCAGCUCCCCUCCCCUCCUCCCCCCCCCCCGACCCCGGCGCCGUCCCGCCCGGCCUGCCGCCCCUGCGCUGGCAGGAAGUGGGCGCUGGACGGGGAGACGUGCCGCUGCCGCUGCACGCUGGCGGAGGACAACUGCGCUCUGAAGCACCGGAGGCUCAACCCUCAGCGCUGCAGGUGCGAGGCCCUGGGAGCGUGA